Molecule: messenger RNA, 2304 nt
Organism: Cebus imitator (Panamanian white-faced capuchin)
Lineage: Eukaryota; Metazoa; Chordata; Mammalia; Primates; Cebidae
Gene: FBXO5
Product: F-box protein 5
Exons: 5
Coding region: 447-1652 (401 amino acids)
Biological process (GO): regulation of mitotic nuclear division; negative regulation of meiotic nuclear division
Cellular component (GO): nucleus
Molecular function (GO): protein binding
Source: RefSeq, a predicted model, not a curated record
CGCCUGCGCAGAGGUGUGGGUCAGGGGGAGGGGCGAGUUAGGAGGGAGAGCCGAGUGCGCGCGUAAAUCCUAGAGAGGCGGGCUAAGCCGGGCUUGGGGGAGGGUUCGUCUUCCGGAAAGUCUGGAUUCCUGGACGAGCCGAAUUGCCGCUCACCGAACUCCCGCUCGAGAGAUGAUCGAAGAAAAUCAGCUACCAUUUGUACCCAUCGAAGAUCUCCAAAUGGAGGCCAGCGCUGAAUUUGGGUUGAGAUUAGGACUUGCAGGAGGCCAGUCCGGAAGACGGCAGAGGGAACCUUGGCGGGCGCACGCAUGCGUGGUAGGCCCCCCUCACGUGUGGCCGGGCCGUGGCCUCCCCGCGCUCGGAGGUCCCGCCCCCGGCCUCAGCAUCUUUCCGGACCAGGGGAACCGGUUGUAAAGAAGAAGAAAGUUCUACCCUUUCUGUCAAAAUGAAGUGUGAUUUUAAUUGUAACCAUGUUCAUUCUGGACUGAAACUGAUAAAACCUGAUGACAUUGGAAGACUAGUUUCCUACACUUCUGGAUAUUUGGAAGGUUCCUGUAAAGACUGUAUUAAUAAAGACUAUGAAAAACUGUCAUGCAUUGGGUCACCAGUUGUGAGCCCUAGGAUUGUAGAACUUGAAACUGAAAGCAAGCCCUUACAUAACAAGGAAAAUCAACAUGUACAACAAACACUUAAUAAUACAAAUGAAAUAGAAGCACUAGAGACCAGUAGACUUUAUGAAGACAGUGGCUAUUCCUCAUUUUCUCAAUUAAGUGGCCUCAAUGAACAUGAAGAAGGUAGCCUCCUGGAGGAAAAUUUCAGUGAUAGUCCACAAUCCUGCCUGCUACAGAUACAAAGCCCAGACCAAUAUCCCAACAAAAACUUGCUGCCAGUUCUUCAUUUUGAAAAAGUGGUUUGUUCGACAUUAAAAAAGAAUGCAAAACGAAAUCCUAAAGUAGAUCGGGAGAUGCUAAAGGAAAUUAUAGCCAAAGGGAAUUUUAGACUGCAGAAUAUAAUUGGCAGAAAAAUGGGCCUAGAAUGUGUAGAUAUUCUCAGUGAACUCUUUCUAAGAGGACUCAGACAUCUCUUAGCAACUAUUUUGGCACAACUCAGUGAUAUGGACUUAAUCAACGUGUCUAAAGUGAGCACAACUUGGAAGAAGAUCCUAGAAGAUGAUAAGGGGGCAUUCCAGUUGUACAGUAAAGCAAUACAGAGAGUUACCGAAGACAAUAAAUUUUCACCGCAUGCUUCAACCAGAGAAUAUGUUAUGUUCAGAACCCCACUGGCUUCUGUUCAGAAAUCAGCAGCCCAGACUUCUCUCAAAAAAGAUGCUCAAGCCAAGGUAUCCAGUCGAGGUGAUCAGAAAAGUUCUACUUACAGUCGACACAAUGAAUUCUCUGAGGUUGCCAAGACUUUGAAAAAGAACGAAAGCCUCAAAGCUUGUAUUCGCUGUAAUUCACCUGCAAAAUAUGAUUGCUAUUUACAAAGGGCAACCUGCAAACGAGAAGGCUGUGGAUUUGAUUAUUGUACAAGGUGUCUCUGUAAUUAUCAUACUACUAAAGACUGUUCUGAUGGCAAGUUCCUCAAAGCCAGUUGUAAAAUAGGUCCCCUGCCUGGUACAAAGAAAAGCAAAAAGAAUUUACGAAGAUUGUGAUUGAAUUAGUUGUUACUGAUCAUGAAUGUUAGUUAGAAAAUGUUAGCUUUUAACUUAAAAAAAAAAAAAAAUACUGUAUUGUGAUUUUCAAUUUUAUGUUGAAAUCAAUGUAGGAUCCUGAGGUUUUUUCCCCCAGAGUAUAAAGAGGAUAGACAACCUCUUGAAAUAUUUUACAAUUUAAUGAGAAAAAGUCUAAAAUUCUCAGUACAAAUUGAACAAUUUAAAUAUUUUAAGAAAAAAGGAAAAGUAGGUAGUUACAUGAUACUGAAGGUUUAAAAAAAUUGAUUCAAUUUUAUAGUAAAGGAAAGCUAUGCAAUUUUACCUAGACAAUCUUAAAUUUAAGUCUGGUUUUCCAUCUGUUAGCAUUUCUGACAUUUUAUAUUCGACUUACCCAAUUGAUACCAACGGAAAUAUCAACUCCUGGCGUCUGUUAAAUGUUUUGUCACCUUUCUAAAGCUUUUUUUCAGUGUGUGUAUUUCCCAAGAAAGUAUCCUUUGUCAAAACUUGCUUGUUUUCCUCAUUUCUGAAAUCUGUGUUUUAGUAUUUUUGUAUACAUGUAAAUAUUUCUGUAUUUUUAUAUGUCAAAGAAAAUGUCUCGUAUGUACAUAUAAAAAUAAAUUUUGCUCAAUAAAAUUCUUAAAGGCUUAAUGUA